GCGCGCAGCGUCGAGAGGCGGGCACAAGCCCGGCGCGCGCGGGCGCUGUGUAUAAAUACUGCGCCGCGUCGCCCGCAGCCUGGUUCGCUCCGCACCGUCCGCCCAGACUUGAUCUCGGUGUUCUGCUUGCGCGUUUCGCAGUCGUCGCCUCACUGCUCCCUUUUCUCUUUCCUCAGCGUCACUGUCACUUGCCGCCACUCACCAACACCAACAUGAACGGGCAGCUCAACGGUUUCCACGAGGCGUUCAUCGAGGAGGGCACGUUCCUCUUCACCUCUGAGUCUGUGGGGGAAGGCCAUUCAGAUAAAAUUUGUGAUCAGAUCAGUGAUGCUGUCCUUGAUGCUCACCUUCAGCAGGAUCCUGAUGCCAAAGUGGCUUGUGAAACUGUGGCUAAAACUGGAAUGAUCCUUCUUGCCGGGGAAAUUACAUCCAGAGCUGCUAUUGACUACCAGAAAGUGGUUCGUGAAACCAUAAAACACAUUGGAUACGAUGAUUCUUCCAAAGGGUUUGACUACAAGACUUGCAAUGUGUUAGUGGCCUUGGAGCAACAAUCACCAGAUAUUGCUCAAGGUGUUCAUCUUGACCGGAAUGAGGAAGACAUUGGUGCAGGAGACCAGGGCUUGAUGUUUGGUUAUGCCACUGAUGAAACAGAGGAAUGCAUGCCUUUAACUAUCGUCUUAGCACACAAGCUCAAUGCCAAACUGGCUGAACUACGCCGAAAUGGCACUUUGCCUUGGUUACGCCCAGAUUCUAAAACUCAAGUGACUGUGCAGUAUAUGCAGGAUCGAGGUGCUGUGAUUCCCAUCAGAGUCCACACAAUUGUCAUAUCAGUUCAGCAUGAUGAAGAAGUUUGUCUUGAUGAGAUGAGGGAUGCCCUAAAGGAGAAAGUCAUCAAAGCAGUUGUACCUGCAAAAUACCUUGAUGAGGAUACAAUCUAUCAUCUACAGCCAAGUGGCAGAUUUGUUAUUGGUGGGCCUCAGGGUGAUGCUGGCUUGACUGGCCGGAAAAUCAUUGUGGAUACUUACGGCGGCUGGGGAGCUCAUGGAGGAGGUGCCUUUUCAGGAAAGGAUUAUACCAAGGUGGACCGUUCCGCUGCUUACGCUGCUCGUUGGGUGGCAAAAUCCCUUGUUAAAGGUGGUCUAUGCAGAAGGGUUCUUGUGCAGGUCUCUUACGCUAUUGGAGUUUCCCAUCCAUUGUCUAUCUCCAUUUUCCAUUAUGGCACCUCUCAGAAGAGUGAGAGAGAGCUAUUAGAGAUUGUGAAGAAGAAUUUUGACCUCCGCCCUGGGGUCAUUGUCAGGGAUCUGGAUCUGAAGAAGCCAAUUUAUCAGAGGACUGCAGCCUAUGGCCACUUUGGUAGGGACAGCUUCCCAUGGGAAGUGCCCAAAAAGCUUAAAUAUUGAAAGUGUUAGCCUUUUUUCCCCAGACUUGUUGGCGUAGGCUACAGAGAAGCCUUCAUGCUCUGAGGGAAAGGGCCCUUCUUCCUAAAUUUUCUUGUCCUCUUUCAGCUCCUGAUCAGUUGCAGUCACUCUAGUCAAUGACAUGAAUUUUAGCUUGUGUGGGGGAGUGUAAGUUCGGCUUGCUAUUCUGUCCCUAGGUUUUUUGUUCAUUAUAAUGAAUUUAGUGAGCAUAGGUGAUCCGUGUAACUGCCUAGAAACAAACCAACAACACUGUAGUAAAUAAUGCUUUGAAAUUGAAACUUUGUGCCCUAUCACCCAACCCCCUAAAAUUCUAAUUGCAUUGACUUGCUCACCAAAUGCUGAAAAUGUCCUUGUAAUGUGCACGUAAAGUACUUGUAGUUCCAUUAUAGCUUCUGUCUGGCAAUGCCACAGCCCUGUCAGCAUGAAUUUGUAAUGUCUCGAGCUCUAUUAUGGAUGUGAAGCUUUCCCUUUACCCUCCCUAUAACAUGAUCCAUUUUUAAUUAUGUAGCUCUUUGUCAGGGAGUGUUCCCUAUUCAGUCACUCUUGCAUGUAACGCAAGUUCCAGUUGGAGCUCUAGCCUGACGUUAAAAAAA
Phyllostomus discolor (pale spear-nosed bat) is the source of this 2011-nucleotide messenger RNA. It is a transcript of the gene MAT2A, whose product is annotated as methionine adenosyltransferase 2A. The transcript is spliced from 9 exons. The record is from RefSeq and is a predicted model, not a curated record. Gene Ontology annotation, molecular function: ATP binding; methionine adenosyltransferase activity. The coding region runs from base 213 to 1400 and encodes 395 amino acids. Gene Ontology annotation, biological process: S-adenosylmethionine biosynthetic process. NCBI's taxonomy places the organism in Eukaryota, Metazoa, Chordata, Mammalia, Chiroptera, Phyllostomidae. Gene Ontology annotation, cellular component: cytosol; methionine adenosyltransferase complex.